AUGGCGUGCGUCGAUUCCAACUCCGGCGAGCUUCCCGCGCCGGCGUUCUCGAUCGAGAGCUGCAUCCGGGCGCUCCACCAGAACAAGCGCGUCGUGCGCGAGGAAGGCCUCAAGGACCUCGCCGCGGCGCUCGAGGGCUUCGUGUCCGCCGACGACUACCGCUACGACCACUACGAGUACGAGCAGGCCGUCGACCGCUGCUUCCACCUCCUCAAAAGCGGGUCCGCCACGGAGCGCAGGGACGCCUACCGCGCCGUCGGCCUCUACGCGCUCACCGUCGGCGCCAAGGUCGAGGUCCCCGUCCUCGACAGGCUCUUCGAGGUCGACCGCCUCUCGGGGAUGCUUCCCUCCUCGCCGUCCGACGCGGAGAGGGCGGUCGCCGCGAUCGGCUGCCUCGCUGCGGCCACCCUCGCCUGCGCGAAACGGCCGGCGGACGCCAGGCGCACCCUGAAGGCCAUCUGGGAGGUGAUGGGAGAGCCCGGGCCCGCCGCCGUCCCACGGGUCCUGGCCGCCGCAGUGUCCGCGUGGACGGCUGUCCUCCCCGCCGCGCGAGGCACCGUGCGUGUCACCCCGUUCGUCCUCAUCGCCAAGCUCCUCAAUGCCGACGACCCCGCCGUCAGGGCUGCGGCGGGCGAGGCCCUGGCCGUGUGCAUCGAGCUCAACAUCCUGCCUCGCCAGCCCCUGCCGCCUCGCUGGGGCCACGACAGGCGAGCGGAGUCGAGGCCCGGGGACAUGCCGCUGCUCGAGAGCAGGGUGGCCGAGCUCGCCUUCCCGGAGGAUAAGCACGCGCACAGGAACGAGCACGCCGAGGAGAUCGCCCUGUUCCGGCAGAUCGACGACUUGCUCAAGAGGAACAAGCAGAAGAUCGAGGACUUGGAGAAGAUAAAGCACAACGAGCGCCCGGAGGAAUCGGAUGAGCCUUGCGUCAAGGUCCCCAAGCGGUGGGUGAAGCUGGUCCAGCUCAACUUCCUCAGGCAGUACAUCGGCGAGGGCUUCGACGCUCACUUCAGCCUCAACCUACCACUCUUCCGGGACAACUUGGGGCUCACCAGGGCUGCCGGCGGCGGUGGCGAGGAGGAGGACCUGCCGACCCAUGAGAAGAAGCAGCUCAGGAAAGACAGAGAUAGGCAGAUGAGCCUGGCCGUCAAGAGGGAUCGACAGAACAAGACGACACAAUAUGACUAG
Molecule: messenger RNA, 1185 nt
Organism: Lolium perenne
Lineage: Eukaryota; Viridiplantae; Streptophyta; Magnoliopsida; Poales; Poaceae
Source: RefSeq, a predicted model, not a curated record